Molecule: messenger RNA, 6009 nt
Organism: Clarias gariepinus (North African catfish)
Lineage: Eukaryota; Metazoa; Chordata; Actinopteri; Siluriformes; Clariidae
Gene: sema5ba
Product: sema domain, seven thrombospondin repeats (type 1 and type 1-like), transmembrane domain (TM) and short cytoplasmic domain, (semaphorin) 5Ba
Exons: 23
Coding region: 252-3557 (1101 amino acids)
Biological process (GO): axon guidance; negative regulation of axon extension involved in axon guidance; axon extension
Molecular function (GO): semaphorin receptor binding; chemorepellent activity
Source: RefSeq, a predicted model, not a curated record
CAGGUAUAGCGGUGUGAGUCGCUCACUGCACAGGGAUAGAUACACUGUUCACCAGCCAGAGCACGGACAGCGCCAUUUAUGCAGAGACUUUACAGCUUAUCGAGGGAUAACCAAAGGGUUUACAAAAGGAUUACCUUCUGUUUCUGCCAACCCUGUACCUCAAGAAUGAUGUCCUCGUGAUGCCCUUGUGGAAGUAGGUGCAUUCCAGAGGCCCACCUUGGCAGCUAGAGGAGAGGUUGGCCUCAGUCACCAUGACAGCGUUGCCACGGAACCUAGUUUCCCUGGCUGUGUCUGGCCUUUUCCUCUGUCUGCUCUCUUUUGGCAUCCCCGCUGUGUUGUCCCAAAAGCCCACAUCGCCCACAGAGCCGAGCCCAAGAUUACAGCCACAGAGCAGAGCAGAGUGUACCCACCAAGAGCACCCUACUAUCUCAAUUCAAGCAUUAAGCCCUUGGAUUUCCACUUUCUCUCACCCUAGUGUACGAGACUACUCCCAACUCACUCUUGAUCUGACCAGGAAUGAGCUAAUAGUAGGAGCAAGAAACUACCUCUUUCGUCUGAACUUAAGCAACAUUUCACUUAUUCAGGCGACAGAAUGGGGCCCAGACGAAGACACCAGGAGGUCCUGUCAAAGCAAAGGGAAGACGGAGCUGGAGUGUCAAAACUACAUCCGAGUCCUCCUGGUUAACAAGACAGAGGUGAUGACAUGUGGCACCAAUGCUUUCCAGCCUCUCUGUAUCAUCCGAGAGGUGGGGAAUAUGAGCAGGGUAUUGGAACGAGUGAAUGGCGUGGCACGCUGCCCCUAUGACCCUCGCCAUAACUCUACGGCAGUUGUGACAGACAGUGGAGAGCUGUACGCUGCCACAGUCAUCGACUUCUCUGGCAGGGACCCAGUCAUAUACCGCAGUCUGGGAAACAUGCCUCCUCUGAGGACUGCCCAAUACAACUCCAAAUGGCUUAAUGAGCCUCAGUUCAUCUCAGCAUACGAUAUUGGACUCUUUACCUUCUUCUUCCUGAGGGAGAAUGCAGUGGAGCAUGACUGUGGCAAGACGGUGUACUCUCGAGUGGCGCGUGUCUGUAAGAAUGACAUUGGUGGCCGCUUCCUGCUUGAGGAUACAUGGACCACUUUCACCAAGGCUCGUCUGAACUGCUCCCGCUCUGGAGAGAUCCCCUUUUACUACAAUGAGCUCCAGAGCACUUUUUACCUGCCUGAGCAGGAUCUCAUCUAUGGAAUCUUUACCACCAAUGUGAACAGUAUAGCUGCAUCGGCAGUUUGUGCAUACAACCUUAGUGCCAUCACACGUGCAUUCAAUGGGCCAUUCCGCUCCCAGGAGAACCCACGCUCCACCUGGCUGCCAACUUUUAACCCCAUCCCCAACUUCCAGUGUGGUACCAUUGAGGACGAGGGACCCAAUGAGGGCCUAACCGAGCGCAGCCUGCAGGAUGCCCAGCGACUCUACCUCAUGAAUGACGUGGUCCAGCCUGUGUCUGUCAACCCGCUGGUGUGGCAGGAUAAUGUUCGCUUCUCCAAGCUAGUAGUGGACAUUGUGCAGGGCCAGGACACACUCCACCAUGUCAUAUACAUAGGCACAGAGUAUGGGACCAUUCUAAAGGCUCUGGCCACCACAAGUAAGAGUCUUCAAGGCUGUUAUUUGGAGGAGAUGCAGCUCCACCCCCCUGGUGUAAGAGAGCCAAUCCUGAGUCUCCAGAUUCUCCAUGGCGACAGGACUCUCUUUGUGGGUCUGAACGACAGAGUGCUAAAAAUUCCUCUGGCUAGAUGCUCCAGCUAUAAAACAGAACAGAUGUGCUUGGGUGCCAGAGACCCAUAUUGUGGUUGGGACAGAAAGCAGCGACGCUGCACUACAAUUGAGGAUAGCUCCAAUAUGAGCCAAUGGUUCCAGAACAUCACUGCGUGCCCGCUCCGGAACCAAACCACGGACGGUGCCUAUGGCCCCUGGACUCCAUGGCAGCCUUGCAGCCAUGAUGAUGGCGAUGGCACCAGUGCUUGCCUUUGUCGUUCUAGGGCAUGUGACAGCCCUCCACCCCUCUGUGGGGGAAAAAUGUGUGAGGGUCCUACUAUGGAAGUGGCCAACUGCUCAAGGAAUGGUGGCUGGACUCCCUGGUCAUCAUGGGGUCAGUGCAGCACCAGCUGUGAGAUUGGCUUCGAGGUGCGCCAGAGAUCCUGCAACAACCCCUCGCCCAGACACGGCGGCCGAGUGUGUGUGGGUCAAGCCAGAGAACAGAGAUUCUGCAAUGAUAAGGUUCCCUGCCCUCAGCCUGUUUUCUGGUCGUCGUGGUCACCCUGGUCUAAGUGCAGUGCUGAGUGUGGGGGAGGAGUGCACUCUCGCUCUAGGAACUGUGAGAAUGGAAACAGCUGCCCAGGCUGUGCUCUGGAGUACCAGGCCUGUAAUCUGGAGUCAUGUCCUGAGGUGAGGCGGAACACUCCGUGGACACCAUGGGUGCCAGUCAAUGUAACUCAAGGUGGUGCACGCCAAGAGCAAAGGAUGCGCUACAUUUGUCGGGCGCACCUGGCAGAUCCACACGAACUCCAGCUGGGUAAAAGGAAGGUGGAGACACGCUUCUGUCCCAACGAUGGCACGGUCACCUGUGACACAGACUCUCUCGUGGACGAGCUUCUCAGGACUCCUGGCGUGAGACUCACAGGUUCCAGCUGGUCAUUGUGGGAGUCAUGGACUUCUUGCAGUCAGGAAUGUGCUAGAGGCUAUCGCUCCCGCAAACGUACCUGCACUGGCAUAGACGGCAAGAGCUCUCCCAAUGCCUGCAGAGGAACUCCUGUAGAGUACCAGGACUGCAAUCCACAGUCAUGCCCAGUGAAAGGGGCCUGGUCUUGCUGGUCGUCAUGGUCACAGUGUACGGUGCCAUGCGGUGGCGGCCACUACCAGCGGACACGCACAUGCACAAGCCCCGCACCUGCCCAUGGAGGGGACAUCUGCAUCGGGCUGCAUACAGAGGAGGCUCUGUGCAACACACACACCUGCCAGGCAGGUGGCUGGAUGGCCUGGACCUUGUGGUCUGCGUGUGAUGAUCUAGGCCAGCAGUCUCGCACUCGGGUGUGUGGCAAUCAGGGUUCUGCAUGUGUGGGGAACACCACCCAGUACAAGGACUGCAACGAGAUUCCUGUGAUUUUACCGGCAUCUGGCUAUGAUAAAGACCAGCAAUGUGGGGGGUUCACUCUAUUGCAUCUGAUAGCGACAGGUGUCUCAUGUUUCCUGGGAGCUGGCCUGUUGUCAUUCCUAGUGUAUGUCUACUGUCAGCGCUUCCACAAACCUUCACAGGAGUCGGCUGUAAUCCACCCUACCACCCCUAACCACCUCAGCUACAAGGGCAACACCACGCCAAAGAAUGAGAAAUACACACCCAUGGAGUUCAAGACACUAAACAAGAACAACCUACUGCCAGAUGAAAGAACCAACUUCUUUCCUUCACAAAUCCAGCAGACAAAUGUCUACACCACCACCUAUUACCCCACAGCGCUAGGAAAAUAUGACUAUCGCCCUGAGUCCUCCCCUUCACCCUGCAGAACCUACAAUCCCAGCUGAGACCUGUGUCCCACCCCCUGGCUAUAUUGCCAUGGUGAUGGGGAAUACUGACAGCGUGGAGCUUCUUUUUUUUUCCUGUAAACUCUUACCAUGUGCUCCACCCAUGCACUCUCGGCACCUGAUGAGUAUAGGUGCUCUUCUGGAUUAUUCCGCAUGAGUCUUUACGAUCCCACCAUGGAGGAUACCAGCAUGUCAUAUAAAUCACAGCUAAUGGUGUUUCAGAUGGUAUUCUAUCUUGGGAAUGUGUAAAAUUGUGUAGCUACACUGAUGUCAAUUAUUUAAACUCUGUGAAACUCAAGGUAUCCUUAACUGAAAUGGUUCUCUGGCUAAAUAAAAAAGGACCACUAUGUAAGCUGGCUCUACUCUUAUGUGAAUUCCAAAAUGGAUAUGCUCAAGAUACAUAUUUGCAAAUAUCACACCAAGAAAGGAAGCAAAAAAAAUAUGGUUCAAGAAAGGAAUUAACAGAAUCUGUGCAAGGCCCAAGAUUCCACAGUAGGCUGUGGGGACGCAGAACCUACUCAGUCAGGAAGUCAGUAUGAGAGCGUCUACAAAACAGUGCAGAGGAUGGAGUCCAUUGUGCCACUUUUAAGUCGACUCUGGGGAAGAAGCAAUAGGAUUGUACCUGGACUCUAAAGACCACCAUGACUCUUCAGUCUCUGCCGUGUUACACUUCGGAUCUCAUAUGAACCAUACUUCAGUAUUCUGAACAAUUGGUUUGCCUUGAUGGUUGUAUUAAAUACAACAAGCUUGGACAAUAUUUUUUUUAUUGAAACAUUAUAGAAAAAAAUGAUAGCUUGGCACUUUUUAAAAUAUUUUAAAGAGGAAAUUAUUUGACAGUUGUUUGGAAAUGAAGUAGGAUAGAUGAAUAUUAGGGUUUAUUUAAAGAAUUCACACUUUGAUGGGAUAUUCUGAUUUUGUUCCAGUUAUUAUAUUUAGAUGUAUUAUUUUGUACUUUUUAGAGAAUUAACCAUCAUUAUUUUUUAAAUAUGGCAUUAAUUUAUACAGCAUUAAUUGUGAAAAGAAAUUAUACAGCAUUACUCGUACUAUCAAAUAUUCAUAAUUUGUUCUUCAAGCUAUGAUAAAAGUGAUUCAAAUAUUUCCUCAUUUAAUCACAUCCUGCUCAUUUUCUUCAUCAUAAUUUGACAAUAUAACUAGGCAGACAUACAGUGGGCAUCUUAAAAGGAAUGACCAAGCUCAAAUUUAUGCAGUGUUAAAGGGCAUAAUAAAGCAGGAAUGCACAUUAUUUAAUUUUUUAUAUCUCAUUCAUUAUAUCCAGUAUCUAAUGCACUCUUCAGUUCUGCAUAAAAAAAUUAUGACAGUAAAACAGGAAUGAGAGCCUGGAGAAUCUUGUUGGGGUACAAUAUUAUUUAAAAUAAGCCUAGUUUGUUAGGGGCAUUCAAGAACAAAGCUAUUUUUAUUAUGCUCGUCGAAGGAAUGCUGUCAGUGGUGACCUUUAGUUAAGCUAAGCACGAGUGCUUGUUUUGUACAUAGGUAAUGCCCCACUAUGACACAUAAAAUAAAAGUUAGUGUAAUGUACAUGUACAGUAUAUUGUAAAGCUAACAGUUUUUUUUACAAGCCUUAUAGUUGUAAAAUAUUAUGUGCAGCAGCUGUGUAUAUACCAACUAUAGGCACGGUGUGGGGAUGGAGCUUGUCAAUGAGUCACUAUAGUGAAUAGUGCUCCUGCACUGUAGCAGUCAACCAGAACUCCUCCAAGUCUUUGUCAAAAUCCAAUUUAAAACUUCAUUCACAUGUAUUACGUGUCCAUGCUGUUUAAUUCAGACUGGUUUGGUGAAUCGAUUUGUGAGGUUCCAAAGUUAUUGCUCACUAAUUUUAGUUUUACAACUUUAAACUCACUUCCAACUGAGGUAUUGCAUCCAGUCCAACUCCAAAAUAUAUCAUAUGUGCUACCGUGCAGAGAUUUAAACAGUUAUUCUGUUAUACUGAUGUCACGAGUCAUAUUACCAAAUGUCUCUAUAAAAAUCAAGUGCUAAUUUGCAGCUGUAUAACAAGGCCUGGAGUGCGCUGUGAUUUCAAUUUACCGCCUACACUCUGACACUCAGCAGUGUAUCGCUAUCACUAAGGCAUGGUGUGUACAUUUCUGUUUAACAAGAACAAAUGAUUGGUUUCAAUGAAAUGUUUUAUACAUAGGAUCAUGACAGUCAUUUACCUAAUAUAAAAUUCUAAAUAUGUCUCCUCAUAUUUGCCCAGUGUGCCCAAUUUGUGGUCUCAUUACUCCCAAUCCGGUCUCUGGUUUUUAACAGACGAGGAGCAAGCUGACAAAGUGAGACGCUCCAUCCACGCAAGGCUUGGUGCCCUUCUAUGCAACUGACCCAUUGGUACUGUUAGAUAUGUGAUGUAGACUGUAAUCACUGCCUUUUAGACACUGUGAAUUUUGGUACUCUAUAUUUUUGUAUAUUGUACAUUGUAAAUGAUAAUAAAUCAUGAUGAUGA